Strongyloides ratti is the source of this 351-nucleotide messenger RNA. RefSeq lists its product as hypothetical. The transcript has 3 exons. Bases 1 to 351 code for a protein of 116 amino acids. The record is from RefSeq and is a predicted model, not a curated record. Lineage: Eukaryota; Metazoa; Nematoda; Chromadorea; Rhabditida; Strongyloididae.
AUGACGAGAGUAUAUUUUGUGACAAUUUUCUUCUUAAUUGUAUUAUUAUUGUUGUGUGAAAAUGAAGUUUUGCCAUUUGACUCCAACAACAAAUAUCAAGAUGAAAACUUUCUUUCAAAUGCUUAUAAUGAUUAUGGAUUACAAUAUUUAAAGAAUAUGAAUGAUAAUAAGCAAUUUUUUAAGAAUGAUAAUUUUUUUGAGAAACGUAAAUUUGAAAGUAAUGAUUAUGAAUCAUUUGUACCAAUUGCCAAACCAUCAUGGGCUGGAAUAGGAGGUGUAUGGGGAAAAAGAAGUAGUAACCAAAAUUUAGAAUAUAGAAAUAAUUUAAUGUUUCAAAAAUUAUUUGGUUAA